This is a messenger RNA of Beta vulgaris subsp. vulgaris (sugar beet), 4980 nucleotides long. RefSeq names its product CLIP-associated protein. The coding region runs from base 336 to 4571 and encodes 1411 amino acids. Lineage: Eukaryota; Viridiplantae; Streptophyta; Magnoliopsida; Caryophyllales; Amaranthaceae. Gene Ontology annotation, molecular function: microtubule binding. The transcript is spliced from 21 exons. The record is from RefSeq and is a predicted model, not a curated record. Gene Ontology annotation, biological process: microtubule cytoskeleton organization. Gene Ontology annotation, cellular component: cytoplasmic microtubule.
UUCUCAUAUUCUGAGUGCUCAGUACUCACUACCCAUUUUAGAUUCUCCUCGUCGAUGCCCUUAAAGCCUUACUCACUUUCUCUCUCCUCCCACCCGCAUCGAUCUAGCCACUUACCAAUUACCAUUACCACCAAAUUAACUUCAACUUCAACCCAUUUUCAUCCUCUCUUUCUCUCUCCUCCAAUCAACAACAACACCAAACUUCACUUUCUUCUUCCAUUUUCAAUUCAACUUUAACUCUUCACUUUUUCUCUCUCUCUCCUCACUUUUUCUCUCUGUCUCUCAUAACUCAGAUCUGCUCCAACUCACCGGAUCUCCUCCUCGAAACCCUAACUAUGGAGGAAGCACUUGAAUUAGCGCGAGCUAAAGAUACCAAAGAAAGAAUGGCGGGAGUUGAACGUCUUCACCAACUUCUAGAAGCUUCUCGUCGUCCAUUAACGUCUUCUGAAGUUACUUCUCUUGUUGAUACUUGCAUAGAUCUCCUUAAAGAUAACAAUUUCAGAGUCUCUCAAGGUGGACUUCUUGCUCUCGCUUCUGCCGCUGUUCUUUCCGGUGACCACCUCAAAAUUCACUUCAAUGCGCUUGUUCCGGCUUCCGUUGAGCGUCUUGGUGAUGCUAAACAGCCUGUUCGCGAUGCCGCCAGGCGACUCUUGGUCACUCUUAUGGAGGUUUCUUCUCCUACAAUUAUUGUGGAAAGAGCAGGUUCCUAUGCUUGGGAGCACAAAAGCUGGAGAGUUCGGGAAGAAUUUGCACGCACAGUCACGUCAGCAAUCAAUUUGUUUGCAUCUACAGAGCUUCCACUACAGAGGGCCAUCCUUCCUCCUAUAUUGCAUAUGUUGAAUGACCCCAACCAUAGUGUCAGGGAAGCUGCAAUGUCCUGCAUCGAGGAGAUGUAUAUGCAGAUUGGGCCACAGUUUCAAGAGGAACUACAAAGGAAUCAACUUCCCUCGUAUAUGGUAAAAGAUAUAAAUUCGAGAUUGGAGAGGAUUGAACCAAAGCCACGAUCUUCUGAUGGUGCUUCUUCUGUUAGUAAUGUUACUGAACAUAAGGUGACAAAUCAUAAUCCUAAGCGGAGCAGUCCUAAAGCCAAGAAUUCUUCACGAGAGACAUCUCUUUUCGGAGGAGAUGGUGAUGUUACAGAAAAGGCAGUAGAACCUGUGAAAGUUUACUCAGAAAAGGAGCUUAUAAGGGAAUUUGAGAAGAUUGCUUCAACACUUGUUCCAGAAAAAGAUUGGUCUCAUCGUAUCGCAGCCAUGCAGAGAGUUGAAGCCCUUAUAUUUGGAGGUGCGGCGGAUUAUCCGUGUUUUCGGGGAUUGCUGAAGCAACUUAUUGGUCCUUUAAGCACACAGUUAUCUGAUCGGAGGUCAAGCAUAGUGAAGCAAGCUUGUCAUCUGCUGAACUUUUUGUCAAAGGAGAUGCUGGGGGACUUUGAGGCUUGUGCUGAGCAAUUUAUUCCUGUUCUAUUUAAGCUUGUUGUGAUAACUGUACUCGUAAUUGCAGAGUCUGCAGAUAACUGCAUCAAGACGAUGUUGCGUAACUGCAAAGUUGCCCGUGUACUCCCUCGAAUAGCAGAUUGUGCUAAGAACGACCGAAAUGCGGCGCUGCGUGCUAGGUGUUGUGACUAUGCACUGUUAGUGCUAGAACACUGGCCUGAUGAACCUGAAAUACAGCGAUCAGCUGAUCUGUAUGAAGAUAUGAUUAGACGUUGUGUGAGUGAUGCAGUGAGUGAGGUACGAACCACUGCAAGGUCUUGUUAUAGAAUGUUCGCAAAAACUUGGCCAGACCGUGCUAGAAGGCUGUUUCAAUCCUUUGAUCCUGUUAUACAGAGGAUUAUUAAUGAAGAAGAUGGGGGUUUACAUAGAAGACACGCGUCUCCUUCUGUUCGUGAAAGAAAUGUGCCAAUUACACCUCAAUCAUCUGCUCCUUUACAUUUGCCUGGAUAUGGAACUUCUGCUAUUGUUGCAAUGGAUAAGACUGCAACUUUACCCUCAAGAGCUUCCGUUUCAUCAGGGUUGCUUCUAUCAAAAUCUCUUGAUAAAGGAUCUGACCGUAGUUUGGAAAGUGUACUUAAUUCCAGUAAAGAGAAAGUUUCAGCAAUUGAAAGCUUGCUUAGAGGUCUAGAUUUGUCUUCAAAACAUAAUUCUUCGACUGUUCGAUCAUCUAGCCUUGAUCUAGGAGUUGACCCUCCAUCCUCUCGUGAUCCUCCAUUUCCUCUCGCUGUUCCUGCUUCAAAUCAAGUCACAAGCUUAUCAUUGGACGCAAAAUUGUCGUCAGUCAGAGAAAGUAACAACCGCAAUGGUGGCCUAAAUAUGUCUGACUUGUACUCUCAUGUACAUGCUUCAAAAGAUGCUGGUAAAUCAUCAUAUCGCAGUGGUCUCAUGAAUGAGCCAUCUUCAACAUUGAUGUCGUACUCGGCGAAGAGAGCUUCUGAAAGAGUACAAGAAAGAGGCUACAUGGAGGAGCAAAGUGAUUUCCGGGAUUCUAGGAGAUACAUGAACUCACACAUGGACCGGCAAUAUACCGAGACUCCCUAUAGAGAAGCAACUUAUAGAGAUUCUAGUUAUGUCCCAAAUUUUCAGAGGCCACUAUCAAGAAAGAAUGUCACAGGCAGAAGUACAUCUUCCAGCAGGAGGAGAAGUUUUGAUGACAGCCAUCUGCCUCUAGGGGAGACGCCAAGUUAUGUGGAAGGUCCUGCUUCUCUUCAUGAGGCUCUAGGUGAGGGACUUAGUCCAAGUUCUGACUGGUGUGCUAGAGUUGCUGCUUUCAACUAUAUAAGGUCUCUGCUUCAGCAGGGCCCUAGUGGUAUUCAAGACAUUGUUCAGAGUUUUGAAAAGGUGAUGAAACUCUUUUUUAAGCAUUUGGAUGAUCCCCAUCAUAAGGUCGCACAGGCAGCUCUUUUAACACUAGCAGAGAUAAUUCCCUCUUGUAGAAAGCCUUUUGAAAGUUACAUGGAAAGGAUCUUGCCACAUGUUUUCUCCAGGUUAAUUGAUCCAAAAGAGGUAGUUCGGCAGCCUUGUACAACAACAUUGGAUAUUGUGGGUAAAACUUAUGGGGUAGAUUCUUUGUUGCCGGCCUUACUUCGUUCACUGGAUGAACAGCGAUCACCUAAAGCAAAAUUGGCUGUAAUUGAAUUUGCAAUUGGUUCGUUUAACAAACAUUCAGUUACUCCUGAAGGUGCUAGUAACAUUGGCAUAUUGAAGUUGUGGCUUGGUAAACUGGCUCCCCUAGUUCAUGACAAAAAUACCAAACUUAAGGAAACUGCUAUUUCGUGUUUCAUAUCAGUUUAUACUCACUAUGAUCCCACAAAUGUACUGAUCUAUAUUCUUAGCUUAUCUGUUGAAGAGCAAAAUUUUUUGAGGCGAGCUCUCAAACAAUAUACGCCACGUAUAGAAGUGGAUCUGAUGAACUAUUUGCAGAGCAAGAAAGAGCGACAGCGUUCAAAGGCUGCUUAUGAUCCAUCCGAUAUGGUUGGGACGUCUUCUGAGGAGGGCUAUAUGGGAGUAUCAAAGAAAACCAACUAUUUUGGGAGAUUUCCUGCUAAUUCUCUUGACGGUGAAGGAGGCAGGAAAUGGAACUCAAUGUCAGAUUCUACAUAUUUAAGUGGUCGUACCAAUCAAGCUGUUGCUGACGAAAUGCAAGCAAACCUGUAUGAGAGUCUUGACACUGGAUCUAGUAAUGAUACACUAAGUUCAAAAAUCAAAGAUAAGUAUAUUGGGAAUAAUGCUGGGGAAAGUGUGGGAUCUUGGGCUAGCCGAUUGGAAAAUGUGCACAGUAGUGACAAUCCAGGUUUUGCGUCAUCUCCCCGUCUGGACAUCAAUGGACUAAAGAAGAGUUCUGAUAGCAUUGGGGUAGAUGCUGGCUUGCAGCCUGAAAAUGGUUUCCCAGAUGAGCUGGCUACGGGCCACACAAAAACUGAAUCUCUGAAGAUUGUCUCCAACUCAGAAACUGGUCCAAGCAUUCCACAAAUUCUCCACUCACUUUGCAACGGGGAUGAAGGAGGCUCUGUUGAUAGCAAGCAAAAUGCUGUUCAUCAAUUACUUGAAGCAUCCGUUUCUAAUGAUCCUUCCAUGUGGAGCAAGUACUUCAAUCAGAUUUUAACUGCUGUACUUGAGGUGCUAGAUGACCCCGAUUCUUCCGUUCGAGAAACUGUUCUAUUGCUGAUUGCUGAAAUGCUGAGAAAUCAGAAAGAAGCCAUGGAAGACUCUGUCGAAAUUGUAAUUGAAAAGCUGCUUCAUGUUUCAAAGGAUACCGUUCUCAAGGUUGCCAAUGAAGCAGAGAACUGCUUGACUACCUUGAUGGCCCAAUAUGACCCAUUUAGAUGCUUGAGUGUAAUUGCUCCCCUGUUAGUCUCCGAGGAUGAGAAAACCCUCGUUGCUUGCAUAAAUUGUUUGACAAAGCUUGUGGGCAGGUUGUCUCAAGAAGAACUGAUGGCAGAGUUACCCUCUUUCUUACCAGCUCUUUUUGAUGCAUUUGGAAAUCAAAGUGCUGAUGUCCGCAAGGUAAAAAGACAGUCGUAUUCUGUCUGGUGGACAUCUAUAUCAUGCUCGGGAAAACAUUCCUGCCAUAUCUAGAGGGACUUAAUAGUACCCAAUUGCGCUUGGUAACAAUUUAUGCUAACCGCAUCUCACAAGCUAGAACGGGAGCCCCUAUAGAUGCUAGCCAAUGAUGUCUUCAGUAUGGAGUUUUGGUAGUGUUCCAAAUUCAUUGUUGUGUAUUUUGUAUAUGGUGUGAAAAAUGCAAUCUGUUUGUGUGGGUGUAUCCAUUUGUGGCAUUAUGUUCCAGAAAUAUAGUUUUUGGUGUCCACCCUCUUGUUUGACGUUGGUGGGAGGUGGUUAUGUGGUGGUGAGUGGAAAGAAAUUGUAUGAAUUGUUUUUCUUGUCAAUAUUAAAUUAUUCUUUCGAAUCAUAGUCUGGUUUGAGUAUUGUACUGGCUUUGAAGUUUGAGGUUCUUCGGAAUGUAUAUACCUGUUCGUUAGUUGUU